ACUUUCGCUCCCUGCCGUCCCUCAGGUGGUGAAGAACCUGCACACAACAUGUGGAGCUUCACCCGCUGCCUUCGAUCUCGGCUCUCGCCCGGGCCGCAGUCCUGUAGGGCGUUCUCUCACGGGUCAGAACCAGCGCUCAGUUUUUCUGAUGGAAAGAUCUUCAGGCUGAAGAGCGGAUGGGAGGUGGCGCGGGGGCUCCUCAUAUUCCGCCUCUGCUCGGUGCCCACCCUGGUGAGGAACUCUGAGAAGCUGCUUUCCGUCUCUCGCAGGCUCCUGGGCCGCAGACUCUUUGAAUGGGGCAUGAGACGUUCCGUGUACGGGCAGUUUGUUGCUGGGGAGACCCUCCCCGAGAUACAGGACUGUAUGGACCGGCUGGCCAGGCUGGGCAUCCGACCCAUGUUAGCUGUGCCCAUAGAAGAGGAUUUGGGUGAAAGCAAAAGCGGGGAGCUCUGGUACGAGCAGAACGAAGAGAUCAUGCUGAAAUGCGUCGACCUCUCUGCGGUCGGAGGCGACCGUCCCAUGAUGCAGCUGAAGAUCACUGCCCUGAUGAGCGCUGAUCUGUGCAAGGUCCUGUCCAUGUGUCUGUCAGACCCGUCCCACCAGAUCAGUCCGCAGAGGAUCGUCUCCAUCAUGGAAGGGCAGGGCUCAGACCUCCCCUUCCUGUCCGAUCAGCAGAAUCAGCAUCUCCAGGCCUCUGUGCGGCGACUCAGCCGCGUCGGGAAGCACGCUAAAGCGAAGGGCGUCCGUGUCCUGGUGGACGCGGAGUACACGUACAUGAACCCCGCCCUCAGCCUGGUUACCAUGGCGAUGAUGGCGCAGUGCAACCAAGACGAGCCCUGGAUCUGGAACACGUAUCAGUGUUAUUUAAAGGAUUCCUUCAAGAACCUGACCCAGGACCUGGAGGCCGCCGAGCGGCUGGCGCUGUGUUUCGGGGUGAAGUUGGUCCGCGGGGCGUAUAUGGACAAGGAGCGGAAGCUGGCCAAAGAGAAGGGUUACCGUGACCCCGUACAGCCCGACUGGACCGCCACCAACGCGAGUUACCAGCGCUCCCUGGACAAGCUGCUCAAUCUGAUUGGACGAGACGGUCAGCGCCAUAACCUCAUCAUCGCGAGUCACAACGAGCAGUCCGUGCUCCAUGCUGCUCGUAGGAUGGAGGAGCUCGGGAUUGAUAAGAUCAGCGGCGCCGUGUGCUUUGGGCAGCUUCUCGGCAUGUGUGAUCACGUCUCGCUCACUCUCGGUCAGGCGGGGUAUCUGGUCUAUAAGUCCAUCCCGUACGGCUCGGUGGACUCCGUCCUCCCGUAUCUGGUGCGACGAGCGCAGGAGAAUCAGAGCGUCCUGCAAGGAAUCCGGAAGGAGAGAGACCUCCUGCGGCGAGAGCUGAGACGGCGCCUGCUGGGCCGGGGCUGAAGAGUCCGACCGCGUCCUCCUGAUCGACAACCUGACAACCAAAGUGUCAUAAUCAACAUGGGGGAGGGGGCACUUACUUAUUGAUACGAGGGCGGUGGCUCCUGCUGUGAUAAUAAUUAUAAUGAAUUUUCUAAAA
Bufo bufo (common toad) is the source of this 1543-nucleotide messenger RNA. RefSeq names its product proline dehydrogenase 2 (gene PRODH2). Lineage: Eukaryota; Metazoa; Chordata; Amphibia; Anura; Bufonidae. The record is from RefSeq and is a predicted model, not a curated record. Gene Ontology annotation, cellular component: mitochondrion. The transcript has 10 exons. The coding region runs from base 49 to 1407 and encodes 452 amino acids. Gene Ontology annotation, molecular function: proline dehydrogenase activity; FAD binding.